GUCAGGCGUUUACACACGCGUGUGUUUUAGCUAGAAAACAGACUAUAAAUGCGGUUAUAACUAGUCGUGUAUUGUAGUCAGUAUUCAUAAACACCUUUAAUAAUGGGGUGUUUAUUGUUACAGAAGAAACAGGUUAGAUGAGAGACUAAGAUAACAUGAUUUUAAUAUUUUGAUAGUGUCAUAUGAAACGGUAUUUGACUAAGUUUAGGUUAUUUCAGAUAAAUCGAUGUUUUAUGAAUUCGUUUAUUUGAUAUCUUUGAUUUUCUCUGGAUUAACAAUGAGAGCUGUACGGACAUAAAUAUUAUCUUACAGCCUUCUUAACAGCGAUAUCUGAAGAUGUAUCCAAUAUUUACAGAUACAAAUAGAGAACGUGUCAUCAGCUCUUUAUUUUCAUCUUUAUUUAUAUUCGAUUUAAUUUUUUCCCCCGUCAGAUUUGUGAUAUCUGUUUAUGUGGAUUAGCAUCAGCUUUAGCAUCCACACACUAAACGAGUAAAAAGGCUUUGUCAGCUCAAAUAACAGAUUUUUGUAUUCUUUUCAGAUAUUUACUUAAUAUAAAAAACAGGGUCUGAUGACCGUGUAGUUAAAUUAUAUUAAAUCGUUUUCGUUGAUCCCAUCUGGUGGUAUUAGCUCACAUUAGCCAUCGUGCUAACACGAAGGACAUCAGGAGGAUUUUAUACCAAAACAACUAUAUAUAUGAAGAUGUUGAUGAUGAUAAUGUGCACUAAGCAUAUAUAUAUAUAAUCAUCGCGGAAAAGGAGCGAAACGACAAGAAACGAAUAGCAGAGCUGUUCUUGAGGAAUUGACUUUACAUCAGGAGGUAGUGUCACGGAUCCGUUCCUCCUCAGCGGGCUGGCUCCUCCUCCACCCAGCGGCAGCGUGCGCUCUCAGCCGCCACCUUGCACCCCCCGCUCGCCAGGCCUGCGUGCCCGAGCCCAUGCCCCCAGCUCCACGCGGUCCUCUAACGCCAUGUGUGUCCCGCACACUAUGGAGGUGGGCAAACACAGCGCCGGGCAGGGCAUUCGCGGUGGUGUUCCUCUGGAGCCCUUCGUUCAUCAGGUCGGCGGCCACACAAGCAUGAUGCGUUAUGACGACCACACUGUCUGCAAGCCACUCAUCACCCGAGAGCAGCGAUUUUAUGAGUCCCUCCCACCCGAGAUGAAGGAGUUCACCCCAGAGUACAAAGGUGUAGUGCUGGUGUGUUUCGAGGGAGAUUCUGAUGGCUACAUCAAUCUGGUGGCAUAUCCAUAUGAGGAAAGUGAGGGCCUGGAGCAUGAGGAGCUGCCUGAGAGAGAUCAACCUCGUCGGAAACACUCUCGCCGCAGUCUCCACCGCUCCAGCAGUGAGAUCAAAGAUGACAGACUGGCUCAUGACAGUGAAGCAAAUGAGAAUGUGCAGGAGUUGAAGAGUCCUCGUCUGGAGAUGCAUUCAGACGUCCCAUUUCAGAUGCUGGACAGCAACAGCGGUCUGAGCUCUGAGAAGAUCAGUCACAACCCCUGGAGUCUGCGCUGCCAUAAACAACAGCUCAGCCGUAUGCGCUCUGAGUCCAAAGACAGGAAACUCUACAAAUUCCUGCUGUUGGAGAACGUGGUGCAUCAUUUCAGUUACCCCUGCAUACUGGACCUGAAGAUGGGGACGCGACAACACGGUGAUGACGCAUCAGAGGAGAAGGCCGCUCGUCAGAUGAAGAAAUGCGAGCAGAGCACAUCUGCCACGCUAGGAGUGCGUGUGUGUGGGAUGCAGGUGUACCAGAUGGACACUGGUCAUUAUCUAUGCAGGAACAAGUACUACGGCCGCGGUCUGUCUAUCGAAGGCUUUCGACAUGCGCUAUUUCAGUUCAUGCACAAUGGCACGCAGCUGCGCAAAGACCUGUUUGAGCCCAUUCUGAGCAAACUGUGCAGUCUGAAAUGUGUGCUGGAGCGCCAGGCGUCAUACCGCUUCUACUCCAGCUCUCUGCUCAUCAUAUACGAGGGCAAGGAUCCCGAGAUGGCUGAAGCCUCGGAGAAGGAAAGUCAGGCCUCUCCGCACAGAUCGCAGGAGAAACCCCACGCCUUGGACCCUCACACCCCUCCUCAAGCACCGAGCGUGGACGUGCGAAUGAUAGAUUUCGCCCACAGCACAUUUAAGGGUUUUCGUGAUGACCAAACAAUCCAUGAUGGACCAGACCGAGGCUAUGUAUUUGGACUGGAGAGCCUCAUCAACAUUUUGAAGGAAAUCUGCAAGGAAAAUCAGUAGCCGAAACGUUUCUUUGUUUGUACAGAACAUCUAAUGAAACUGCCCAUCCUUAUACAACCCAGAGAAACUUUUGUAAAAAUGGCACAUUGAUACAAACUUACAUGUGUUUUUUCUGUCAGUUCUGAAUUAAACUCAGGGGGCUUUCAUAAAUGCAGGAAAUGGAGGUGACCUCUACAAAGGUUCUUGAUUUGUUCCCCUGCCUUCAGAACAGAAAUGGCUCCUGCCCCCAUCAUCAUCACAGUAGGCGCUUCAGCUCUGUUUCUCUCAUGAAUUCAUCGCCACCAUGUGGUCAGCUGAAGAACUGCAGUCAUGAUUCAUUAUAAGCAGACAGACACUGCUCAGGGCAUGUCCAGGGUCAGGUUCCCUCUACUGUGUGUGACUGGUAGAGAGAGAGAGUGAGUGAGUGAGUGUGUGUGAUUUAAACGUAAAGUAUUGUCAAAUUUCAGAAUAUUUCACCUCAUAAUAAUCUGAAAAUUAAGCCUAUUUUAGGACCAUUCAAAUUAGAUUGUAUGUGACAUUAUUUUCAUGACAGCUGUGCACUACUAGACAGAAAUUUUCUCAUUUCUAUGGAGCCCAUUAAGAGGACAGGUAGAAAUUUUAUUUUUGGAAAGAGUAUUGCAUUCUCCUGCAUUUUGGGUUCCCUCACAAUACCUUCCAACCCUGAUGAAAAUUAAUUAUGGUUUUACUACAGUAGCUUUUGGACCAUGGUAUUUAUAGUAAAACCAUAACAUCAAAACUUACCAUGAUUUUACUACAUUAACCAUAUUUUAGCUAUGAUAUUCAUAGUAAAACCAUAGGAAUAAUAAAGGAAAACAAAACUAUAGUAUAAAAUUCACAAUCAUUCUGCCAAAAAACAUGAAACUAUGGUUAAUGUGUGGUACAAGUAUGGUUUUUAAAACUGUUGUUUCCACUAAGAAAACGCCCUUACAAAAAUGUAUUAUGGUUUCAGUAUAGUAAAUCUGUAAUAACCAUUUUUGUGGUAAGAACCAAUGCUUUAAAACCAUGGGACGUGUACCACAAAUUAACCAUAGUGUAACAAUAGUAAAAUGAACCAUGUUUUUGUCAGUAUUAUCAUUAUUUUUAUUACCAUUCUUUUGGUUUUCCUGUAUUAUUAUCAUGGGAGACAUAUGGUUACUGGAGAAUAAAAAACAUUGUAAGUUUUGUGGUUUUACUAAAAUGCCAUAGUUAAAUUUACUGUUGUAAAAGCAUGGUUCAAUUUCAUCAGAGAUAAUAAUAAUAAUAAUAAUAAAUGUAUGUUUCUCUCUAAAUUCUCAUGUGUAAUGUCAGCAUGUGUUUGUUUGUAAUUAGCAUUAUUCUCAGUGAUGAUUCACAAUGAUGGCACAAUGAUUUUUUAUUAUUCCCUUUAUUUAAUUAUGUAUUUUAUUUUAUUUAAAUUCAGUACAACAAAUACAAUGGUGCACUUAUAAUUGUACUUUGCAAUUAAAUCAUAUUUCCAUUACAGCAAAGAAAAUUGGGGGGAUGUGUUGUAAGGAAUGUGGAAAUUGCAUUAAUGCAUUAAUGGUCCUAAAAUAGGCUUCAUUUUCCUUGUGCUAAAACUUCAUUUAGAAUUUUUGUGGGUGAAAUAUGAGGCGAGAUUCACCCAUGUGUGUUGAUCAGGAGUUCGGGGUUGUAGUAUUUAUCAGGAGUAAUAAAGGGAGACGUUCAGCUCAGAAUAGCUGAUGAAAGCUUUAUUGUAGGAGCGGCUGGCUUUUAAAAGCCUUUAUUAAGUCCAUGAAUUCUGCCGUAUGGCAAUAGUUGAUAAAUCCAGUAUAUAACAGGUCAAAUGUUGCUUUUUUUGGUAGCUAUCUUACUUAGUUCAUUUAGAGCAAUCAUAACAUUUUACUGUUUUUACUCUGUUUUCUUUUUGGAGUUAUUUUUCCCCAGCCUCUUUUUUAAGCGGUCUUAGGGAAAUAGGUGGAAAUGUUUGUUCAAUUGUAUUCUUGAAUUGAGAUAACCCUUUUGUUGCAAAGCCUUUACCUAUCCCAAACACAUGCUUAUCAUUACACAAGAAAACCUCAGUGGACCAUCUGCACUAGAGAUUAUUCUAAACACAUUACAAAAGCAUGAUUUGUUUUUUAGUAUGUUUUGAGGUUGAUUUGAAGGCUUGUCUGUUAGUUACACCGAUACACAGUGUAAUUUUGCCCACCCUCAGCACAUGUAGCAACACAUCUGAAAGAAAAACAUAAGGAAAAAAUAGUCCACCUUCCCUCGAUUUGUUCCUGUGUGUCCUGUCAGCAUUGUGAGUGAUUGGAGGACAUCUCCUGUCUCCUCAUAGUGACUUGUUUAGGAUGUUCUCUGUGUCAGUAGAAAUAUUCUUGCACUGUAGCGUCAUCCUUAUAAUGACAAAUGGGCACUUUUCUCCUUUUUCUGACAGACAGACAUCACUUCCGGCCAUAUUGUCAAAUUGUAAUAACUGCAUGUCUUGUUUUUUUUAGUUGGUCAGUCGUGUUGCUGUAGGGAUGUGUCUGUUUUUAGACCUGUGAUUGUGGUCUAUAGCCAUCUCUCACUUACAUUUAUCUUUUGCAACUGUUUACCAAAGUCAUAGCCAUUAUGAUUGAUCUGAACAUAUAAUUGUGCCCUAAAAAUAUUUGGCCAAUUAAGUCACACUUAAAAAUAUCUGAAUGUCAAUGCAUUAGUUAACAUAACAUACAAUAUCAAACCAAGUGUAAAUUAUUUUCAUUCAGACACUUUUAAUAGUUGCUUAUGUAUCCAACAACUUUUUAUGGCCAGUGUAUGUGAUUAAUGGCUUGAAAAAAUAGCACGUCUGAUCAUUUCAGUAAACUUUGAAGGGAAUGUUUGAGGAAAAAUACCACAUGUUUGAUGUGUUCUGUCAAUAAAUAAGCAUUGUACAGAAAUUAUGUUUCAGAAUAUUAUGAAUACAUCACUGAUAAACGUGUAGCAGUUUUGUUUAACUGAAGCUUUCGAGUGUGCUGGAGCUUGAGGAACACAGAGAUCAUGAUGUGUGUUAAAGGGAUGAAAUCAUCUGUAGAUGUGCUUUGUCUUUCAUAGGUAUAGAACCUGUAGAGAAAUAAGAUUAAUACCCUUGAAAAUUAUCCUCUAUAUUGUUGUUGCAUGGAUGGAUAUUUUUUUAAGAAAAAUAUAAUAUGACAUCUUUGAAUGUGAGCUAUAAAUCGUUUAUUUAAAAAACAAAAAACAA
Molecule: messenger RNA, 5389 nt
Organism: Xyrauchen texanus (razorback sucker)
Lineage: Eukaryota; Metazoa; Chordata; Actinopteri; Cypriniformes; Catostomidae
Gene: ip6k1
Product: inositol hexakisphosphate kinase 1
Exons: 6
Coding region: 967-2232 (421 amino acids)
Biological process (GO): phosphatidylinositol phosphate biosynthetic process; inositol phosphate biosynthetic process
Cellular component (GO): nucleus; cytoplasm
Molecular function (GO): inositol hexakisphosphate kinase activity
Source: RefSeq, a predicted model, not a curated record